AUGGGCACCGACGAUGUCCUCCUAUCACCAUCUAAAGAUCACGGCAAGUCAAAAGCCGAUUCCUCCAGUUCUCCUAGAUCUGAGAUGACGAAAUCAGACCUUUCUAAUCCCUUUUUCACCCAUCACUCAGAUCAUCCAGGCCUAGUCCUAGUCUCUAAGCCCCUGAAUGGAGACAAUUACGCGGGAUGGAAAAAGGCUAUGACCCUAGCCCUGAAUUCUAAGAACAAGCUUGGUUUUGUGAACGGCACAAUAAAGGCUCCCUCAGAAGAAACAGACCCAGAAGGUUAUGCGACUUGGUCGCGUUGUAAUGAUAUGUUCCAUUCUUGGAUCAUCAACACCAUUGAUUCAGAAAUCACCGACAGUGUCAUCUAUUAUCCUACUGCUCACGAAGUAUGGGAAGACCUCCGUGAGCGAUUCUUCCAAGGUAGUGCUCCGCGUAUCUUCGAAAUUCAGCGAGAAAUCGCUUGUCUUCGUCAAGAACAGUUGUCAGUUUCAGCUUAUUAUACAAAAUUGAAAGGAUUGUGGGAUGAACUAGCUUCCUAUUCAGAGACAUCUCGAGGAGCACAAGCAGAGCAAUAA
Rosa rugosa (rugosa rose) is the source of this 579-nucleotide messenger RNA. RefSeq lists its product as uncharacterized. The coding region runs from base 1 to 579 and encodes 192 amino acids. The transcript has a single exon. Lineage: Eukaryota; Viridiplantae; Streptophyta; Magnoliopsida; Rosales; Rosaceae. The record is from RefSeq and is a predicted model, not a curated record.